Planococcus citri (citrus mealybug) is the source of this 1831-nucleotide messenger RNA. RefSeq names its product fatty-acid amide hydrolase 2-A-like. Gene Ontology annotation, cellular component: endomembrane system. The coding region runs from base 153 to 1745 and encodes 530 amino acids. The record is from RefSeq and is a predicted model, not a curated record. Lineage: Eukaryota; Metazoa; Arthropoda; Insecta; Hemiptera; Pseudococcidae. The transcript has 9 exons.
AUUACGUCAGUGUAGUACCUACAAUAGCCCCAAGUGCGCGGUAGUAUGUGGAUAUUUCGCGAGCGAAACUCGUAUGCACCUAUAUUUUAUAUGAAUAAUUACAUCGAUUGUUUCAAAACUUUUGCAAAUUCGUCAGUGACAAAAUAAAAAGUAUGAUAGUGAUACUCCGAUUUUUCGAUUUCUUCUUCUUUGUGUUGGGGAAAAUAGUCGCCCCUUUUUAUUCCUACUACGCUAAUCGUCCGCGAAAACCUCUACCAGCGCUGAAUGAACCAGAAAUUUUGACUUUGAGCGCAACGAGUUUAGCUGAAAAAAUUAGGACCAAAGUACUCACCAGUGAGCAGGUUGUGAAAGCUUUCGUUGAACGUUGUCAACAAGUCAAUGGACAAGUAAACGCUAUUUUUGAAGAUCGAUUCGAAGAGGCUAUAAAAGAUGCUAGAAAUGCCGACCGCUUUAUCCAGAGUUAUGAAAAAUCAGUCGAAGAACUCGCUAAAGAGAAGCCUCUGAUGGGAGUUCCAAUCACGUUUAAAGAAUGCUUGAUGGUUAAAGGCUCUAGUUAUACUUCGGCAGUUCCAUCGAGAAAGGGCAUAAAAGCCGACGUAGAUGGAGAUGCAGUAGCUGCUUUGAGAAAUGCAGGAGCUAUACCAAUCGCUGUUACGAACUUGCCUAAACUGUCCGGCUGUUUGGAAACUUAUAAUGAUAUGAUAGGCUAUACGAGUAAUCCGUAUGAUCCCAAUUUGACCUCUGGCGGGUCUUCUGGCGGAGAAGCUGCCCUAAUCUCAGCAGCUGGUUCGGUUAUAGGUGUUGGGUCAGAUUAUGAUGGAUCAAUUCGAAUACCUAGUCACUUUUGUGGUAUAUUUGGACACAAACCUACCCAAGGUAUCGUUUCUCAAACUGGUCAUCUUCCAAGUAGUCCCGACGAUGUUUGGCAAAAAAGAAACUCAAUAGGACCUAUGUGUCGUUACGCGGAGGAUUUGAAAUUAACUCUGGCUAUUAUGACCGGUGAAAAAAAUGCGAGCUCGUUGAAUCUGUACGCAAAUGUAAAUUUGAGCGAAUUGAAGAUUUAUUAUAUGCUCGAUCGAGGCUUCAAAAUAACCGAAGAAUCAGUCGAUCCGGAUAUUAAAAAAGCUAUUCUCAAAGCAGCCGAACACUUACGAAGUACAUACAAAAGCUCUGUUCAAAAAAUCCAAAUUGCCGAAAUGGACGACACCAGUGAAAUGUGGAUGGCACACGAUGCCCUAAUAGAAGAUUUCGAUUCAAUAACAAUGAGCAUGGAAGAUCCAUUAUUGGACGAGGACGACUCUAGUGUGAUUAAAGAACUCCUGAAAUUUUUUAUGAAUAAAGAUCGCUUUGCGUUGGAUAGGUUGAUGGCGGAAUGGUAUAUGGCAGUUGACCGCCCUUUGUUAACUGGUACAAAAAUACACCUGUACAUGUUAGAAGCGAAAAAGUUAACUAAACGUCUCAAGAAAUUAUUGAAAGAAGAUGGCGUUCUAUUCUACCCAACAAGUGGUUGUUUGGCAUGCUACCAAAUGCAAUUAUUCUGGAAAGGUGCAUCUUUGGACUAUGCGGCGAUUGUAAACAUACUGGGGUUUCCAGCCACUCAUGUUCCCAUGGGAUUGAAUAAAAACGGCAUCCCAGUAGGUUUUCAGGUAAUUGCUGCCCCUAAUCAAGAUCGUCUUUGUUUCGCCGUUGCUGAAGAACUUCAGAAAGCAUUUGGUGGAUGGAAGCCUCCGCCAAUGAUCUCAUAAUAUUAUUAUUUGUUGAUUUCCCCCCCCCCCCCAGUUAAUAACCUACCUAUUUACUUUAUGGUUAUCUAAUAAAGCUAAUUUUUCAA